UUCAAAAAGAAGUCAGUUUUAUUUAAACUCCAUGUUGAAAGCAAACGAUUCUGUCAAACACUUUGAAGAAGGAAAAAGUAGUGGCACAAUGUUUUGUCAAGAAAGCCCAGGGAAAAAAGAAUGUAGUAAAACUAAGUAGCAAUAUGGAGAAUGGGCAACCUCAUGAAGAAAAAUGAGCACAACCUUUGCUUUGUUCUCUCUUUUGUUUUCCUGUUGUUGGUUUUUUUUUCCUUUCCCAACAUCCCUUCAUAUAUGCACAUUUAUCUGUUCAACUUCAGGAAAAGUUGGAAGAUGGUGCCAAACCUCUUGAAUGGUUGUCUUCAGCUGAGUGAUUAUUUUUUUCUUUCAGUUUUUCUGGGUUUUCCAACUGUUCCUCAAUAAACAUCGCUUUCUGACAGGGUAAAGCAAAAUGCAUUUUAAAAGAAGUAAUGGCAGGUGUUCUGUCCAUCCAGGCCAGAAGACAGCCCAGGCCAGGGCAGGCAGAAGGCGUAGUAGACUCCCCUCCGUUAGUUCUGCCCUCCUGGUCUUUGCCCAGCUCUCGCUCCCUGCUUUGUCUCUCCAGUCGCGUCCAAUACCCAGAGCAACGAAAAGAACUGUUCAAAACGUAAAGCCUGUGAGAGGGGCCACGCAGAGACAGGGAGACCCCGCUGCCAGGCCGGGCGUCCGCAGGGGCAUCGCUGCCGAGCAGCGCUUUGCGUCAUGUGGGGCCCGCCCCUUGUGGGGCUCUCGGCCGCCUUGGCCGCCGUCGUGGAAGCAGGAUUUCCGCGGUUGUGUAAUCGCACCUCACGGGCGCGGCGAGGCCCGGGCUCCGCAUCCCUCCUCCGACUGGUCUCCGGCGGCCGAGCCAUGGCCUGGACGGCGGCGGCGCGGAGCUGUGGGGCCCGCGGCGCGCUCACGGCGCACACGCUCCUGUUCGACCUGCCGCCCGCGCUGCUGGGCGAGCUCUGCUCUGUCCUGGACAGCUGCGACGGCGAACUGGGCUGGCGCGGCCUGGCGGAGCGACUUUCAAGCACCUGGCUGGAUGUUCGUCACAUUGAAAAAUAUGUAGACCAAGGUAAAAGUGGAACAAGAGAAUUACUUUGGUCCUGGGCACAGAAAAACAAGACCAUCGGGGACCUUUUACAGAUUCUCCAGGAGAUGGGGCAUCAUCGAGCUAUCCAUUUAAUUGUGAACUAUGGAGCAGUCUUGAAUCCUUCAGAGCAGAGUCAUCAGGGAGAUGGAUUUCCAAACAUGUUACCCAAGGAAACAGCUAAUGUCACAGUGGAUAAUGUUCUUAUCCCUGAACGUAAUGAAAAAGGAAUAUUGUUUAAAUCCUCCAUGAGCUUUCAAAACAUCAGAGAUGGAACCAAAAAUUUCCACAAAGAUUUCCUAAUUGGAGAAGGGGAGAUUUUUGAGGUAUACAGAGCGGAGAUCCAAAACCGAACAUAUGCCAUUAAAUUAUUUAAACAGGAGAAAAAAAUGCAAUGUAAGAAACAAUGGAAGAGGUUUUUAUCUGAGCUUGAAGUUUUACUACUGUUUCAUCAUCCAAACAUACUGGAAUUGGCUGCCUAUUUUACAGAGAGUGAGAAGUUCUGCCUGGUUUAUCCAUAUAUGAGAAAUGGAUCCCUUUUUGACAGAUUACAGUGUGUAGGUAACACGGCCCCACUCUCUUGGCACAUUCGAAUCAGUGUUUUAAUAGGAACCUCCAAAGCCAUUCAGUACUUGCACAACACGGAGCCGUGCUCGGUCAUCAGCGGCAGUGUAUCAAGUGCAAACAUACUCUUGGAUGAUCAGUUCCACCCCAAACUAACUGAUUUUGGCAUGGCACACUUCCGGCCCCACCUGGAACAUCAGAGCUCUACCAUAAGUAUGACCAGCAGCAGCAGUAAACAUGUGUGGUAUCUGCCCGAAGAGUACAUCAGACAGGGCAAACUUUCCAUCAAAACGGACGUCUAUAGCUUUGGAAUUGUAAUAAUGGAAGUUCUGACAGGUUGUAAAGUGGUGUUAGAUGAUCCGAAGCAUAUCCAGCUGAGGGAUCUCCUUAUGGAAUUGAUGGAGAAGAGAGGCCUCGAUUCAUGUCUUUCAUUUCUAGAUAAGAAAGUGCAUCCCUGUCCUCGGAAUUUCUCUGCCAAGCUCUUCUCGUUGGCAGGCCAGUGUGCUACCACGCGGGCAAAGUUAAGACCGUCAAUGGAUGAAGUCCUAACCACUCUUGAAAGUACUCAAGCCAGGUUAUAUUUUGCUGAGGAUCCUCCCACGUCUCUAAAGUCCUUCAGGUGUCCUUCGCCUCUGUUCUUGGAGAACGUACCAAGUAUUCCAGUGGAAGAUGAUGAAAACCAGAAUAAUUGUUCACCACCUCAUGAUAAAGGUUUGAGAAAAGAUGGAGUGACUCAGAAAGUUCCAUUUGAAUGUAGCCAGUCUGAGGUUACGUUUCUGGGCUUUGACAGAAAGACAGGCAGUGAGAGAAAUGAGGAUGCCUGCAGCAGGCCCAGUUCUUCUUGUCAAGAAAGUUGGCCUCCAAAGCAUUCCGCUCUAUCCCAGGACCCAAGCGCCUGUGGUACAUUUAUGGACCCUUCUGCAGAAACUCCAGGCCAUUCUUACAGGAGCAGGCCAGUGGAGACCAGCUGUUCCUGCAAUUUCUCCUGGAACAAAUGUGAACCGUACAAAAGAGAAUCGAUCUCACCAGAAGACAAAGAAGAAAGCAAGUAUUGCUAAGGCACCUGAGUACAGGUACCAUCUUGGGAAAACAUUGUCACCAUAAGUCAUGCUAUGAGGACUAUCGAUGGUGAGUUUGGGGGAUGCAGAUCAAUAAUCUGGACAAUGCUAUUCCUUCCUUCCCAAUUCCUAGGCUUACACCUAGGCUAAAUUAGAGCCGUUCAAAAUUACUUAAGAUCAUGAGCUCUGACCUCAGACAAACAAAACCUACCACAAAAGGGACUGGAUUCUCCUGUCUUCUUCAUCAGCAGCAUGAGCCCUCAGAGCCUCCAGUCUGCUAAGUAGGUUCAGUUCAGUUAAAUCCCAUUGUUCUGUUUAGCUUGCUCUCGAAGGUCGUAGGAACUGUCUAAUUUGUAAAUGUUAACAGAUGCCUUUUUAAGGAAUUACCUUUUUGUUUAUUUUAAUUAACACUUAGUAUUUUUUCUGUUCAUCCCUGUCAAGCCUGCCUGCCUGAAAAUGAGCCAGAUUCACUCUUGACUAUGACAUGUUCUCUGUAGGGAGGGGAGAGGGGAUUCUUGCCCAAGAUCUGGAUUUCUGUAUUUAAACUGUUAGGAUAGUUUAUCACAUAUCAUAUAGUUGUUAGCUAUUAUUACAAUUUUUUUUACAAACUUAGGAAUGAAUUUGACAUUCAUAAUCCUGAGUAGAAUUUAUGAAAUUUUAAUCAAGUAAAUUUUGUUUCUGAGAAAAUGGCUGGUCACAAGGGCUUAUGUCAGCUUUUUGUUUGAUCCUAUGCCUGCCAACUCUGUGCCUUUACUCCUCCUGUUUACUGGGUCUUCCCCUGUUGAAAUCCUACCCGGGCCGUCAAGGCCCAGCAGAACUGCGUCUUCCAGGAAGCUUCCCCGAGCCAGAAGUACUCGCCUCAUCAGCAUUACCAUAGCAUUGUUUUUGUGUUUCUAUUAUAUACGUGUCACUUUCUGAAUUGUACCAAAGUUGCCUAUGCCGUCUUCUCUCUCUUACUGGGUUGUAAACUACCUGUAUUAAUGUCAUAUUGUUGCUAUAAUAAAUUAUGACAAACUUAGUGGGUUAAAACAAUAUAAGUUGGGGUGUCUGACUGGCUCAUUCAGUAGAACAUCUGCCUCCUGAUCUCAGGGUCGUGAGUUCGAGCCCCACGUUGGGUA
Molecule: messenger RNA, 3809 nt
Organism: Zalophus californianus (California sea lion)
Lineage: Eukaryota; Metazoa; Chordata; Mammalia; Carnivora; Otariidae
Gene: IRAK3
Product: interleukin 1 receptor associated kinase 3
Exons: 12
Coding region: 700-2691 (663 amino acids)
Biological process (GO): protein phosphorylation; negative regulation of MAP kinase activity; interleukin-1-mediated signaling pathway
Cellular component (GO): plasma membrane; nucleus; cytoplasm
Molecular function (GO): ATP binding; protein binding; protein serine/threonine kinase activity
Source: RefSeq, a predicted model, not a curated record